AUGGGGGGGGCCACAGAAGGGGGGGGGUUGAGAGACGGUGGAGAUGUGCGAGAAGAGGAGGGAAAUGGAGUGGUUCUGGCGGGGAAGAACCAGAAAGUACACGGCAAUGGGCGGGUCAAGCGCGCAUACAGCAAGUACCAAAGGCGAGCGAGACGAGCGAGACGGACGAAAGACCAAGGGAAAGGGGCCCUGGGGAGCAGCGCGGACGAGACAGAGGUGGGAAGCGUGGUAUGGCAAAUGACGGCGUGCGAUUGGCCGACAAGCAUGGAAAAAGACGAAAAUGAGUGGGAAGAGUAG
Molecule: messenger RNA, 297 nt
Organism: Sporothrix schenckii 1099-18
Lineage: Eukaryota; Fungi; Ascomycota; Sordariomycetes; Ophiostomatales; Ophiostomataceae
Exons: 1
Coding region: 1-297 (98 amino acids)
Source: RefSeq, a predicted model, not a curated record